AUGAAAGCGACGAGCAACGAAGCAAUGGCAGGAGUUGCUGACCGUUCUUUUGCGGAGAAGGCGUUGGAGGAGAAGGCGAAAGCCGAUUUGUCAGUUGCAGAGCAGCACCGAAUUGAAAAGGAGGAGGAAGAGGUGAAGCGGCAGAAACACGCUGCUCAGUCUCUUAUUUCGGAGGAACAGAAGUUAGCCGCCGCUCUCGAAGAAGAGCUAGCUGCGCUCGAGGCUGAGGUUGGGGCCACAGAAGCAGAUGCAGAGGCAGCAGAUGCAAAGCUUGAGGCGAUGGUAGAAGAGGCACUGGGAGAAGAGAGUGCCGAGGAGGCGGCCAGAAAAGCUGAAGAGGCGGAAGCCCAUGCAGAGGAAGAAAAAGCGGAAAACGAACGCACAAAGGCGACCCGAGUAGCGGAAAUUGCAAAACACAUCACUGAACAAACUACAGAAGAGCUCGAACAUGCGGCUGAGGCCACCAACGCCGAAGCCGUAGCCGUACCAAAGACGGUGGAGUCCAUAGGAGAGUUACAAACUAAAGUGCUUUCCGAUGUGGAAGAAAGCGAAAAAGAGGAGCAGCAGGCCCUGUCUGAACAGGAAAAAGAAGAGGGAGAAAACGAUGAAAAAGAAAAAGAGGAGAACAGUUUAACGAAAAUAGAAGAGGAAUCUGAAACCGGCAUAGACGAAGAAGAUAAAGAUGAAGAGGAAAAGGACCCAGAAGAAGAGGAACUCCCUGAACUCUGGUUUGGAAACAAAGGACCUGAAGAAGAGAAGCUGCAAGCCGACGUACAAAACGACAAAGAGAAGAAGUGGUGGCAGUAUAUGUUGGCCUAA
Messenger RNA from Eimeria acervulina, 819 nucleotides. RefSeq lists its product as hypothetical. The transcript is spliced from 3 exons. Lineage: Eukaryota; Apicomplexa; Conoidasida; Eucoccidiorida; Eimeriidae. The record is from RefSeq and is a predicted model, not a curated record. The coding region runs from base 1 to 819 and encodes 272 amino acids.